Messenger RNA from Morus notabilis, 828 nucleotides. RefSeq lists its product as uncharacterized. The transcript has a single exon. Lineage: Eukaryota; Viridiplantae; Streptophyta; Magnoliopsida; Rosales; Moraceae. The record is from RefSeq and is a predicted model, not a curated record. Bases 60 to 737 code for a protein of 225 amino acids.
GAUUAUAAGACCCUCUCUCUUUCUCUCUCCUCUCUCUCUCUCUCUCAUCAAACUCAGCCAUGAAGAAGCUAUACCGGAAGGGCACGGUCCACCCAUCGCCGCCAAUCAUUUCUGACCACCUGGCGUUCCUCCCCGCCACCAUCCUGACCCUCACGGCGGCGCUAUCGCCGGAGGACAGGGAGGUCCUGGCUUAUCUAAUCUCCUUCAGCGCCUCCAACAGCCCGGGAGGAACCACGGCUUCCUCGCGCCGAGCCGCCGCCGCCGUCGCCCCGAAAGGGGGCGCAAAAGGCGGCUCUUGCUCUGGUUCAUCUUCCGCCUCCGGAGACCACCCUCCCCAGUUCAACUGCGACUGCUUCAGGUGCUACACCAGCUACUGGGUCCGGUGGGGGUCGUCGCCAAAUCGGGAGCUGAUUCACGAAAUCAUCGACGCCUUCGAGGACGAGUUGUUGCUCUCCAGGACCAAAGGCGCCGCCAAGACCACGAAAAGGGAGAGAAGGAAGCAAAGAAAUGGUGGUGGUAAUAUCGGUAAUGGUGUUAAUACUGGGUCGGGUGAGUUGAAACGGUCCGAGUUGAGUUCGGGAAAGGACGAGCCGGCGGGCGAGUCGGAAUCGGUGCAAGGUCAUGAAGGUGGCGGCGGUGGUGAAGGUGAUGAGGAAGAGGUUUUGUCAUCGGAGAAAGGAUCGGUGAGAAGGUUUGUGAGUUUUAUUGGGGAAAGGAUUUGGGGGGUUUUGGGCUGAGAGAGAAAGAAAUGAAUCAGAGAGGUGAGGUUAAAAUUAACUAGUUUUUCUUUUUAUUUCUUCUUCUUCAUCAUGAUCUUCCACAAGGUCG